Messenger RNA from Arachis duranensis, 390 nucleotides. RefSeq lists its product as uncharacterized. The transcript has a single exon. The coding region runs from base 1 to 390 and encodes 129 amino acids. NCBI's taxonomy places the organism in Eukaryota, Viridiplantae, Streptophyta, Magnoliopsida, Fabales, Fabaceae. The record is from RefSeq and is a predicted model, not a curated record.
AUGACUCCCAUAAUCAACUACCUCAAGUCCGACACGCUCCCUGCAGAUAAAAAGGAGGCAAAAAGACUAGUGCGGGAAGCACAGUACUACAACAUAGUGCAUGACGCCCUAUAUAGGAAGGGAAUCUCUACACCCCUCCUAAAAUGUGUUCCAACCUCUGCUACAAGGGAUGUCCUAGAGAAAGUACAUGGAGGCAUCUGCGGCAACCACCUUGGUGCAAGAGCUCUGUCCAAAAUGGUAUUCCGAGCUGGUUUUUAUUGGCCGACCCUGCAAAAGGAAGCAACAGAGUUCGUCAAGACAUGCCCACCAUGUCAGAAGCAUGGAAAUUUCCAUAUAGCUCCACCCGAAGAGCUCAUUGGUGUUGUAUCACCCUGGCCAUUCGCAAAGUAG